Molecule: messenger RNA, 1427 nt
Organism: Protomyces lactucae-debilis
Lineage: Eukaryota; Fungi; Ascomycota; Taphrinomycetes; Taphrinales; Protomycetaceae
Exons: 1
Coding region: 142-1224 (360 amino acids)
Source: RefSeq, a predicted model, not a curated record
CAGUUGAGCAAUUCGCCAGCCAAGUUGAGCCAGUUGACGCGGGAAUCAGCCUGGAAAAGUGUCAAUAAACGUCAGACCGCGGGGCCCUCAAAUACCGAACACUCCCAGUCCUUGCUCUACCCGCUAUACCAAGAUCCAGUCAUGGCCGGCACACAGACCAUCAUGGAGCCACCCAAGGCUCCAUCGCCGCAGCCUGACACGGACAUCGAGCUCAAGGCCCUCUCAAAACGCUUUCACUUCACGCCACCCUCCAUUCUCAAACCGCGCAAGGCAGUGGCCCAUGGUCGGCAGCCUCAACCCAGGCUCAUCCUCAUCUUUGGCUGGCUGGGCGCUCGCUUGAAGCACGUCAAAAAGUACGCUGCCGGGUACCAUGUCCUCUACCCAUCUUCGCCCAUCAUUGUCGUGCGCUCCUUCCCAACAGACAUGCGACCCUUCAGCAAGUUUGGGCGUGAAUUUCACAUCUUGACAAGUUUACUGGCGCAGUACUCUGUCGAUAUCACAAAGCCCGGAAAUGGCGUACUCAUGCAGGCCUUCUCCAAUGGAGGCUGCUGGUCCGUCUCGGCACUCAUCAACAGACUCGAUGAAUUCACAGUCUUGCGGCCACAAACCAUGAUUUUUGAUUCUUGCCCAGGCCGUGCACGCUACAUGCUUUUCAUCAAGGCCUUUGUUGCUGCUAAUAAUCUCGGCAUCCUCUCAAAGAUCUUUGCCGUGUUUUGGAUCACACUCGGGUACUGGACGUUCAAGCUCUUUUGCCGUUUACGAGGACAAGACCCCUUUGGCGAGCGUCGUCAUGAAAUGCUUCACCAUGUCCAUGCACAACGCAGGUGCUACGUCUAUUCAAAGCAAGACGAUCUCAUCGACUACCGUGACGUUCUCUCGCAUGCGCGUCAAGUCCAAGAAUACCACUUGGGAUCUGAACAAGUCACAACGGAAGAAUUUGAUGGUUCAGCACAUGUCGAUCACUUGCGUCUUGAUGAAGCACGAUACUGGCGUAUUGUCCAGAAAUUGUGGGAUCCAGCUUUGCAACCAACUGAAGUCAAAGUCCCGCCAUUGAUCUUGGCAACGUCAAAGCCAAGUGUCAUGUAUGGCGAAGAGCGUGAAGUCAACUCAUUGGUUGCUGGCAUUGAAGGGAGGCGCGAUUCUGAUGUCAAGAGUGAUUAUGGGUCGUAUGAUGCAUCGAGUAUGAAGUUGGCAAUUGAGGAGACUGUCUUUGAGGAAGAGUAAUCAUUCGGAGGGCUGGUCUUGCUUAGCAUUCUUGGCCGAACAGUCAUGGAAUUGACUCAUGGACACCUGGACAAUGCUGAAGCGAAGCUCGAACGUGCAGACAAUACAUUCAUACGCUCUAAUCCAUCAUUCUAUGCACCUUCCUGAACUUGUGAUUGCACCCGACAGCCCAUCUCAUCAGCAGUAUCAGCAGUCUGUACAAA